This is a messenger RNA of Clonostachys rhizophaga, 1581 nucleotides long. Lineage: Eukaryota; Fungi; Ascomycota; Sordariomycetes; Hypocreales; Bionectriaceae. The record is from the annotation of a GenBank genome assembly.
AUGGGAUCGCAUCUGGAUCCCGAUACCAAAAGGGGCGAGGAGGAGACCGCAGCUCUACCAGCUCAUAUCCAGCAAGACAGCGACAACGUCAGCACCAAGGACGAUGCGAUUCUUCCCACCGGUGUCCUGGACCCCGUCUACGAUGCCAAAGCCCGAGUCCUCAACCACGCCAUCUCAGAAAUCGGCAUGGGAUGGUACCAGUGGCAGCUGUUCAUCGUGGUCGGCUUCGGCUGGGCGAGCGACAACCUCUGGCCCAUCGUCACCUCCCUCCUCUUCACCCCAAUCGCCAACGAGUUCAAGCCAGACCGCCCGGCAUUCCUCACCCUCAGCCAGAACAUCGGCCUCCUCGUCGGAGCCGCCUUCUGGGGCUUCGGGUGUGACGUCUUCGGUCGCAAAUGGGGCUUCAACCUCACCUUGGGCCUGACCGCUUUCUGGGGUCUCGUUGCGGCGGGAGCCCCGUCCUUCGCAGGAAUCGCCAGCUUCGCCGCCCUCUGGUCCGUCGGUGUCGGUGGGAAUCUGCCCGUGGACUCGGCCAUCUUCCUCGAGUUCCUCCCCGCCAGCCACCAGUACCUUCUGACGGUCCUGUCCGUCGACUGGGCCAUCGCCCAGGUCAUCACCAACCUGGUUGCGUGGCCGCUGCUCAGCAACUACACCUGCCAGCAGGACCAGGAGACGUGCACGCGCAGCCAGAACAUGGGAUGGCGCUACUUUGUUAUCACAAUGGGCGGACUGACCCUCAUCAUGUUCGUCAUCCGGUUCCUCUGCUUUAAGAUCUACGAAUCGCCCAAGUACCUCAUGUCAAAGGGCAGGGACGAGGAGGCCAUCAAGGUCGUCCAUGAAGUGGCCAGGCGCAAUGGAAAGACAUCAAAUCUGACCCUCGAUGACCUCAGGGCCUGCGAACCCGAGGGCUACGUGGCCCAGACGGACGUCAGGGCCACUAUCAAGCGCCACCUGGAGGAUGUGAACACUGAUCAGGUCAAAGCCCUCUUCGCGACGCCUCGCCUCGCCCUCAGCAGUGGUCUCAUCAUGGCCGUAUGGGCCCUCAUCGGCCUCGGAUACCCGCUCUACAAUGCCUUCAUCCCGUACAUCCAGUCCCUGCGUGGCGUCGAUUUCGGCGACGGAAGCACGUACAUCACCUACCGAAACAACCUCAUCAUUGCAACACUGGGUAUUCCCGGCGCCUUGCUGGGUGGCGUUCUCGUCGAGCUGCCCUACGUCGGCCGUAAGGGCGCGCUUUUCGCAUCCACCGCACUCACCGGCGUGUUCCUGUACUGCUCAACUACGGCCAAGCACAGCACUGACCUGCUCGGCUGGAACUGCGCUUUUAAUUUCUCGAGCAGCACCAUGUAUGCGGUGCUUUAUGGGUACACACCCGAGUUAUUCCCUACGCCGCAGAGAGGAACUGGAAAUGCCUUGACCGCUUCCUGCAACCGUAUUUUCGGCAUCAUGGCCCCUAUUAUUGCCAUGUUCGCCAACCUUGAGACGGCAGCGCCAGUAUACACCUCUGGUGCUCUCUUCAUCGCGGCUGGCCUUCUUGUGCUGCUAAUGCCCUUCGAGUCACGAGGGAAGGCUGCUCUUUGA